Messenger RNA from Sodiomyces alkalinus F11, 3170 nucleotides. RefSeq lists its product as hypothetical. NCBI's taxonomy places the organism in Eukaryota, Fungi, Ascomycota, Sordariomycetes, Glomerellales, Plectosphaerellaceae. The record is from RefSeq and is a predicted model, not a curated record. The coding region runs from base 256 to 3054 and encodes 932 amino acids. The transcript has 5 exons.
UACCCCCUCUCAACUUGGUAUCUUUCUGGUAUCUUUCUCUUGAAGUUGAUUGUCACCAAAUAUCACGUCACGUCUUUUGCACUUCUUGAGAGGCUCUCUAUUACUGCUAUCUCCUGUCUACAGGCGUAUUGUCUCUCUGUCUCGCGCUGUUGAGCAGCUCAACGACAGGCACCAAGGCACAGUCCCGGGCUUUUCUAAACUCCCUCUGCAAAAGACUGGCUUUCUUCUACCGUCAGCGCCUCUCAGGUUGUCACGAUGGCUUCUAUCCCGAUGCAGAGCCGCUAUCCCGGCUCCAACCUCCGCUACGAGCCGGCAGCGCUCGAGAACAAGCUCUAUGUCCCUGAUUGGAGCUACAAUUACCCCACGGGGAUUCCUCACAACUAUUCUAUGGUCCAUGACCACUCUGGCCUCCGUCCUCAGUACUACACGGAGAACUAUGUGCCCCCCAGCUUCUAUCAGCGUGACCCCGCUACCGUGAAGGCCAUCUUCAGCACUGACAACGACAAGCACCAGCCGCGUCAGGUGAAGCAGCUGAACGACUUCCCCGAGUCUCGCAACCUGAGACUCUGGGAUUCCGAGAAGCUCCAGAACACCGCGAACUCGAUUCGUAAGAAGUUCUGGGCUGACAUGCGCGACAUGCAGACACCCACGUGCUGGGACGACCUUUACACCUACUUUGAUGCUCAGGACAUCUUCUCCCAUGGAGCCCUCAACCUCUGGAACUUGGUGCACCUUUUGUGCCACGAGAACCGGAGCAUCAUGCGUGACGUUUUCGCCUCCAUGUGCUACGAGGUUGGCGUCUGGACCGACGAGUGGCUUGAGAAGGAGGGAAACAAGGAGAAACUGCUGGCCUGCAAUGCUCAGCACACUGACAUCCUCUCCGUCCUCUCGGAUGAGGAGCAGAAGGAAAUUAGCGAGCUCCGCGAAGUCGACAUGUUCAUUGUUCGCGGUGCCUUGAUCCACCGGCAGGAGCAGCUGCUGGGCUAUGAACGCGCUCUCGCCAGGCCGUUCCCUGCCAACGGUCUUGAGGUUGCCUGGUGUAGUUACUCCGUUCACAACUGGCUCGCCGGACAACCUGUUGGUGACAACAAAAACGGGCUUUUCUCCCCAUCUUCUCCUCGCCCACUUGUCGUCAAUGGCUCUUCCCGAGCCUCGUCCACCGGUACAACUGGCUCGGCUAAGAAUGAAAAGACCGCUCAGUCUUCUUUGGUCAAUGCCGAACAUCAGGUUCGUACGCCUUCCAACAGCAACUCCUCUGUCGUCAACGUCCCACAGUCGAAUGCACAUCCCAUGGGCACCCAGAGUGUCCCUGUCAUCGCUUCCAGCUACCCAUCUGCUACAGCCAAUGGCACCGAUGGCUUUAUUGGUCAGCUCUACUCCAAAUCCAAGUCGAAGCCCCUCCAGCCCCAGGCUACCCCUUUCACGUCCACAGGCACCGGCACUGGCUUCCCGCAGAGCGCAUACACAGCUCAGUCGAGUCCAUCCCACUCCAUGCCCCCUAAUGGUCAAAAGUCCGCCAGUUCGGCCAAGGUGGGCGUUUCUGGUCCUGCGACGUCGGCUGUCGUCCCGAGUGGCGCUCCUCAAGCCGCGUCUAUUGGCCUUACCCAAAAGACAGAGGUGGUGACCCAUCGAAACCCCAGAAAGGCUCCUGCCAAUGCAUCUGGCCAUCCUCCGCACCCUUUUGCCAACCAGCGUGACAACCAAUCCGAGUCCAGCAACUCCAGCUGGUCUGGCGGAGCAGGACACAAGGACUCCAAGCAGAUCUCGCCCCUUAUAGUCCCCCGUCAACGGGCCUGCAGCGGUAGUGCUCGUGACAAGACUCAGGGAUCUCACGCAGACGCCGCAGCAGGCAAGAAGCCCACGGAAUCUGCGACGUCUCCCCAGAAUUCAGCCUCGCGUGGCUGGGAAUACCAUACCAGUGGACUCCACGGGCCGAUCUACAGACGCAGCCCUCAUAAGAAGAAUAAUAUUCAGAAGACGGGUGGUCGCCAUCCUGCCUCGUCCAAAGAGCCUUCUCACCCCAACACCACCUGUCAAAACAGAUAUCGUCACAUUUCCAAAAACCCCGGGAGCAGGUGGGGAUACGAUCCAUGCGAUUGCGCUCAUUGUGAGGGGCGCAACCGUUCGGUGUUUGUUGUGCUCCAUGACCUGCCGCAUGGGACGGAUCAGUUCAAGGUUGAUCGUGUUCUGAGAGAUGUCAUGUCCCGCUGGGGUCCAAUUGAUACUAUCGGCCAGGUGAACGACAAUCCUGGUCGGCGGAUGCUUGUGGUGAAGUACAUGGAUGCAUCGCGGGUGCUAGAGGCUGCAGAAUCGGAAGAUAUCUACUGCGAUGAGCUCCAGUGCCGGGUUUCCACCUGCGUAGCGCAUAAUACCGCCUACGGCCAAGAAUGGGCUCGCCGAAGAGGGCAUUCUGUCCAGGGGUUUCCAAGGAGCCGUGAGGAGGACCGACCCGAGCACUCGCAUCGCGAUUAUACCAUGCCGAUGCAGAAGAACCCUCAGUCGUACCGACAGAACUCUCGAUGUCAGAGUCAGAGCCCGCCUGAGCGUCUGCUGCCCCGCCGGUCCUCCAACUCUGCAGUUGCUCCUCUGGAAUCGGGAUCUCGCGUCGGCUCGAGCACCAUUGGAUCUCGCCCAGGGAACAACGGUGUACCCAUGGUAAAACAACUGGCUGUCUCCUCUGGGUUCCUUCAGCCAGGCCAGCCAGGCCAAUCCGGUUAUCCCAUCACUCCUCCACGGCCUGCACUUCACGAGCAGUCUGGACAACCUCCUCUGCAGCCAAUGAUCCCUACCCCCCAUGUCACUUCGCCAGCUCCCUGGAUCAUGCAGGGCCAGUAUCAUCCGAUCUACCAUCAUCCAUUGGCUGCUGCCCAAACUCCUUCGGGGCAGUUCAUUCCGACCAUUGGUGGCGUUCAGCCGUUCUAUCACCAAGUAGGGGCCCGUCACCCUGCGGUUCAGCUUCCUGCUACCGUUCCCAACUCAGGCCAGAGAUCCAACGACAGCUCGGUACAGCCUGUCAAGACUCCGGCUUCUGAGAAGACCAACGGCGAGGAUUAGCGAUCCAAGCGGCCUUCUGAAGAAGCCGUCUCCGACAAGGAGGCUAGCAUUGGCAGCUCGGCCAUCAAGGGUAACAGUUCUGUUAAGGUCAAGCUGCCCACCAGCUCCAGGGAAGA